This is a messenger RNA of Onychostoma macrolepis, 6391 nucleotides long. RefSeq names its product mastermind-like transcriptional coactivator 1 (gene maml1). Gene Ontology annotation, biological process: positive regulation of transcription of Notch receptor target; Notch signaling pathway. The record is from RefSeq and is a predicted model, not a curated record. Gene Ontology annotation, cellular component: nuclear speck; nucleoplasm. The transcript is spliced from 5 exons. Gene Ontology annotation, molecular function: transcription coactivator activity. Lineage: Eukaryota; Metazoa; Chordata; Actinopteri; Cypriniformes; Cyprinidae. The coding region runs from base 1057 to 4194 and encodes 1045 amino acids.
AACAACUGCCUGAACACUGGAAAACAAUAGACAGCGCAGUAGGGCAGAGUUUAUUUCUUUACCGUUUGCCUUUUUCUUUUUCAUGUCGAGUCAAACCGGGGGACAGUAGUUGAUUGUGUGUACUUUAAGACUUUUGAAGCAGAUUGGGAAGAAAGUGAGUUUAUAAUGCUUUGUUUGAGGGCUAGUUAGCAGGCAGGCUAAGCUACAUCCGUAGCUGUAAUGUAACUGUGAGGAUCAGCUGUUAGCCGCACUGCUACUUUAAAAGUUACUUUUACUAGUAAAACUCACUCGUAACUCUCCGAGUUGGUGUUUUUGGGCUGAAUGAAUGUAAUGUAUGUGCUUUUCCCCAUCACUUUCUAACCUUUUGUCGAUAGGUUUUAUUCCAAGUACGUCUUUUGUCAACUUCAACUGAGAGGCGAAAAAAUUGCACGUUUAUUUUUAAUCUGUUGCUAAAAAGUUUCGCGACAAGAGAGAAAAUUGAUUUAACGACGUGUCGUAUCGCGCAUAUAAACGGGAGGUUAAUGUUUAAAAUACUUUUAAGUUUUCAAAAAGAGACUCCUUGAGUAGAAGUUUUGAGUCCUCUUAAACUUUUCUCUAAAUUAUACACGUCUAAACAAAUGUAACUUUUAAGAUGCAAAAGUUAUUAUUGUUAGGGAACGCUUUCAUUCAUAAAAUCGUAGUUUUUACUAUGUUCUGGUUUGUGUCAGGGCUCCCGGCUUGAAUACAGUUAUAUAAGGAAGAUUGUUCAGUGAUUUCUAUGCGUUCGUGUCGUUUAGUUAAAAGGAAACUCUUGAGUUUUUGCAUUUGGACUCUUUUCGGAAUAUAAGCGCACAAAUCUGAACUAUGUGCCAUUUCUUUUGUUGUACAAGGAGGCAGAUAGUGAUAAAAAUGGAGGCAGUUGAGUGUGUUUUGUAAAGACACACACACACACACACGCACGCGCACACACACACACACACACACACACACACGCACGCUCUGAAACAGCUCGAUCGGUCCUGUGAGUUGUGCUGGACUCCGGAGACUCCAGUGAGUUUAUAAACGCGCUUCUUCUGGAUGAUGGCGGAUUUCGUGGUGCCGCGGCACAGCGCGGUGAUGGAGCGACUGCGGCGGCGGAUCGAGCUCUUCCGGCGGCAUCACGCCGGCUGUGAGAACCGCUAUGACAGCACGGCCAUGGAUCGGCUGGAGAUGGAGAGACAGCAGACGUUCGCGCUGCAUCAGCGCUGCCUGCAGACCAAGGCCAAGCGCUCAAACAAGCACCGGCAGCCGGCGGCGGCGAGCGCGGACCUCGCGGGGCAGAGAGGCACGGGCGGCGGCGGGGGAACCGGCGCGGAGCUGGCGGACGGAGCGAGCGGGACAGCCGGGGAGCAGAGCAGAAACAGCACGCUGAUCGCGUUACAGGAGACUGUCAAGAGGAAGUUGGAGAAUGCUGGUUCACCUCUAGGCCGUGAACAGGUCAAUGGUUUCACCGAUGGCUACCCACCCAAUAAAAAAGCCUGUGUUGAGGAUGCAUUGGGGGGUCUUAAUGGGGUCUCAAAUGGCACAGUGCCUCCUCUCUCACCUAUGGACUCCAAACAUAACGUGAGUACUGAAGUCAUGAUGGCCAAUGGGAACCACCGAGUGAUCGGUGCAGAGCACAACGGGUCCGGUCUAACCGAUAGUGGUGCAUCGCGUGGCUCAGAGUCCGAUUUCCGCCUGAAAGAAAUGAAGCAGGAGCCGGUGGACGAUAUCUUGCCCUGCAUACUGCCUGGUGGAGGUGCGAAUGGAAACAACAGCCUCUUCCCUGACCUCAACCUCAACGAUCAGGACUGGAGUGAGAUCAUGGAGGAGUUCAACCGUUCCGUACCCUACGAGGACAUCCAGGAGCUCUUCAGUGACAGUUUUGGAGAUCGCAAGGACCCUGAGCUCUCGUCUGCCGGUGCAGCUCAGAGCUUGAUGCCGCCAGAUCUGGCCAGCGUGAAGACUGAAUUUUCCCCCGCUACGGCUCCCUCUGCCUUCGAUCAGGACUCUUGCAACGGUUCACCUCAGGUGAGACCCACCUCAUCCGGGCCUCCGCUUCACACCAACUCCCCCGCAACGGCUCCGGCCACAUCACCGGCCCUGCCUGUACAGCAGCAGCCCACCAGACCACUCCCAAAUCACCUGCUGCCUGCCCCACCCAAAGACCUGUCCCCCGCACAGCAACUGCAGCAGUUAGCGGCACGCGAGCAGCAAAGGGCAAUAUUGCAUCAGCAGCAUGUGGUUCAGAAGCCGCCACAACAAAAACCGCAGCAACCGCAAGCGGCAAAAUUCCACCAGCAGCCCAACCACUCAACAUCUUGGCCCCAAAAUGCUCCCACCCAAAGUCAAAUGGGCGGAACCUUUGGCCUUGAGAAGUCCACCAGCCCUUCUUUGUAUCCGCAAGACUUCCCCAACCCCAAGACCCUGCUCAUGCCCAACAAGGGUUCUCCCAAAGCAGGCGCUCCAGCCGGCUACAUGCAGCCCGGUGGACACGCCAACAUGUUAAGUCACCCAGCGGCACCCACGGGGCCCCUCAGCCACCCACCCAACCCAGGAGCCCAGGCUGCCAUGCUAAACUACAGUAACACUAAACCCCUGUCCCAUUAUGAGGCUGGAGCACCGGGUGGGCCCAGGGGCCCUCCGGCCACACAGAACCAGAACAAACAGAACCAGGCCAUCCUGAACCUAAUGCGACAUCAACAGAUGCAGAAGCAGAGGCCCACCAGCAUGAACUUCAGACCAGCGCACCACCAGCAUGCUCAGGAUUCAGGGUCUUACCCCUCCAGCACUCAUGUUCCCGGCCCGGGUAACACCAUGACGCCACAGCAGAGCAGCAACAGCAUCCCGGGGAGCCACAGUAACGCGGCCUACAUUAAGCAGCAGCAGCAGCAGCAGCAGAUGCAGCUGAUCAGUCAGCAGAAGCAGUUCCUCCAGAGACAGAUGAUGGCCGAGCAGGAGAAGCAGAGGCAGCAGGAACAGCAGCUGCAGAGGCAUCUGACCCGUCCACCGCCUCAGUACCAGGACCAACAGAACCCGCAGGCUCAGCAAAACCCAUUCCAGCAGCAGCAGCAACAGGUCUCUCAGUUUGCCGGUGUGCCGCCCUGCCUGGCCCAGCAGCACUCCUCCGGCUUCAGUGAACACACCAUCUCCGGUGCAUCUCAACCAAUAGGAAAUGUCAGCUCUCUGAGUGGCCCCACCCCUGGAACGCAACGGAUGUUCUCUCAGGCACAAGGCAUGAUGGGAAUGGGAGUUGGCCAGAAUACGGGCCCAAGCAGUGGUCCAGCUCCAGCCGGCAGUCAAGCAGACAUGAACCUCCCAUCCUGCGCAGGCGGUCUCGACGUGCAACAAGUCCUCUACGGCAACAUGCCCAUGCAUCCCUCCCACCCCAACCAGCAGAGACCGCCAGUGUCCGCUAUGUCAGCCGCUUACCGCCAGAAUGUUCUAGCGGCUCAGCAACAAGCUCACUUGAAAAACCAGCCCAAUGCUGCUAUGCUGAAACAACAGCAGCAGCAGCUGGCCCGUAUGCCCAACAACAUGCCUAAUGCCUUGGCUAAUAACAUGGGCUCUGCUAUGCCCAGCUCCAUGCCAACAAGUAUCCAAGGUGCCUUGCCCUCACAGGCCCAGUCAUGGCAGCAGCAGCCCCAACAGCAUCCAGGUCUCCAGCCCGGUUCUGCUAACGGAGGCAUGCCAGGAGGUUUCACCAACUCUGGCUUCCAGAUGCAGUCAAGAUUGUCCAAACUUCCCAACAACAACCCAUUUCCCCAGGGUGGCAUGGGAAAUAGUGCAGCUGGUAGAACCCUGGCAGGUAUGAAUCCUGGACAAAUGAUGCCUAACAUGAACCAGCAACGGACCAAUAACCCAGGCAUGUCCCAACAGCUGCCUCCUCCUGGCCAGCAGACGGCCCAGCAGGGGCAGCCACAAGCGCAGUCUCAAACUCAGCAGGUUCUGCCUGACUUGGGACCUUUCAGCCAGCCGCAGGCCGGACCCAACCGCACCGCAGGACUUCAGUGCAGUCAGGCCUAUCAGCUCAACAGGACAGCCAAUCAGCAGCUCCAGUUUAGCUACAGCGCCCAAUCAGGAAGCAGCUUGUCCGGGUUUUCUGCCGAGACCGACCUGGUGGACUCUCUGUUGAAGAAUCCAACAACGCAAGAGUGGAUGGAUGAUCUAGACGAGCUAUUGGCCAGUCACCAAUGAGUGAUGGCCACAGGCCAAUAACAGUGCCUUUGGUAGAGGAGAAAACAUAUACAUCCACUUUUGGACGUUUUCAGAGAUGGUGAAACUGCUCAUAUCACGGUCAGAUCUGCUGUGUUCUCUAUUGAGUAUGUACAGUAUAUGGUGUAUAUAAUAGAGGUCAAGUAGAGCACAGAGCCUGUGUCACUGAAGUAUUCUCUGGACUGGAAAUGUAAAAGAGGGAAAUGCUCUACUACUGAACCUGUGGCUCAGAAAAACCACUGAAUUUUCUUAUGAUGAGUAUAUACGGUUGAGUAUAUACCUGUUUGCUGUAGGCACGAGGAGGCUCUGUUCAAUUUCAGGAGUGUCUUGACACUUCCACAGGCCUUAAAUUUGCACUCUUGAAGAUGCACAACAUGUGAUUUACAGUAAAACGGUCUAAAGCAAUAGUUAACCCAAAAAUGAACAUUUGUAUCAUUUAUUAACCAUGUUGGUCUAAAUCCAUAUGACUUUGCUUCAUGAUGACAGAUAUCCAGUCUUGCUCCUGGAGGGCCACCUCCCAGCAGAGUUGAGCCCCAACCCAAAUAAAACACAGCUGAACUAGAUAAUCAGUUCUACAGGAUCACUAGAAAACGGAGAUGGUCUUUUAUAAGGAGAUGCCGACCUGGGGUGCGUUUCCCAAAAGCAUCGUUAGACAACUAUGGUCACAAGUUCCGUCGUUACCAACAUGGUUCAAUGAUUCAGUGUUUCCCGAAACAAUAGCUCAAACGAACAUUCGCAAACAGCGUCGCAAACUUGCGUGGUAGGACCUACAGCUCUUGACCUGUGGUUAGAAGCAUAGUUUUUUGUUAGUAAAACAUAGGGGCUUAAAUUAAUAUGCUCUUGGGCACAAUAAGCAAGCUAGCAUGCAGUACAAUCUAAAUAUAAAUGCAGUUUAAUCCAUGUAUUUUAGCAUGUUCUCAAUAAGCGCCCUUUUUGAAGAGUGUGCAUAAAUACCUAAGGGAACCCUUAAUGACAUAAGAGGGAACCUGCGAUGUAUCAAAAUUAGUCAUCAGGUGCAAUGUUCAAUACAGCAGUAUCUUAGAGCUCUCUAAUCAGUUAAAUAGCAGAAGUUUUUCCUCCACAUGCGUGUGAUGUCAUUAACAAUGGCCCUGUGUUGAACUAAUGUCGUGACUAGCUAGUUCGUUUCCACAAUGCAUUGUACUAUGGUGGUUAGUCAUCGAGUUGCGUGGUUGUACGGGAAACGCACCCCUGUACGGUUCUGCUGCGUGGAUCACAUGUGCCUUGAUAACCAAUCACAUUAUAUCCUUGACGUCACUGAAUUGCUGUGACUGUUUGUGGAGACCAUAGAAAUGAAUGAGAAGUACAGCACUUCUGAUGCAAAAGUGUCUGAAUUCUUGUCUAAAAUCAUUUUCAUUGUAAACUCCAAAAAAUGAUUCCAUAUUCCAAAGUGAUUUCGUUUAAUGGCAAACAUGUUGAUUCAUAUAGUAACUAGCUGCUCAUCACAAAAGCAGUGUAUUCAGAGUACUGAAGCCUCUUCUCCAUCCAGAAAACUGAGCCUGUGUUUAUUAACAUUCUUCAUUUUUAUCUUCCACUAAAGAUAGUCAUGCGAGUUUGGAUCUGCAUGAGGGAAUUAAAGUGACAGUUUAUCUAAACUAAAGUUGUCAUCAUUUAAGUUCCAUAUGGUUUAUGUUCAUUGGUUAGUUUCUCAUUGACUAAAUUUAGGAAGUAGAUGCGUUGUGGUUUGUUUAAUCAGGCCGUGACAGCUUGAAGGAGUGUAGCUGAGACUAAUAGUGAGGAGGGUGAACUGAUGAACUCUACAGUGAAAGUAGAUUGCGUCAUUAGACUUUCAUGUUACACUACACUAAGUUGUGUGUUGUUGUUUUGUUUUUUUUUCCUGAAAAGCCCAGAGCUUCUGUGUUGGUGAGAGGGUUAAUAUUCCUGUUUGUUUUCUCCCUCUGGUGUCUGAUGUUACAUUGAGGGCAGGUCAGGUGCUGGUCGAAACCGCAUUACCUGAACUCUGUCUUCAUCUGAGAUUCUGUGACAGGAUUUCAUGUAUAUUUAUAUAUUAUUUUGUAUGUAAGCAGUUUUUAUUGUUCAGGAGAAGAUAGAACUUAUUUUUAUAUGUACAUUGUUGCAAAAUUUUGUAAGUAUUUUAUACUUUUUAUUAUUGUUCUCUGUAAAACAAGAGUAUUGUGUAAAUAUAGUUCUCUAGAAACGG